Molecule: messenger RNA, 645 nt
Organism: Peromyscus maniculatus bairdii (prairie deer mouse)
Lineage: Eukaryota; Metazoa; Chordata; Mammalia; Rodentia; Cricetidae
Source: RefSeq, a predicted model, not a curated record
AUGGCUGUGGAGCAGCCAGAGGACACCUCUGGUUGGCUGACUAAACAGAGCCCAGAAGCUGCCAAUGAUCCCAGGUUGAUGAACAAAAUAUUGGAAGUGAAGAGUGAUGCUGAGAUGUUGAGAGGUCGUGUGGACAAUAUCAGCACCCUGGGUUCUGUUCUUGAGAAGGACAGAGGCCGUGUGGAGAAGGCUGAAGUUCAGAUGCAGACACUGAACACCAGCCUCAUCCGUGUGCAUUCUCAGAUUCUGUCUUUGAGGAUCAGCAUGGCACAAGCCAGUGCUCAGAUUAGUGCCUUAACAAGAAGAUGGGAGGAGGUUGAUAAUGUCAGUUCCAGAAUCCCAGAGCUACAAAGAGAUCUGGAUAAAGCCAGCACCUUGAAUGCGAGGGUCCGAGGACUGCAGAGCAGCUUGGAGAAUGUCAACAAAGUGCUCCAAAGACAGAGUGACAUUCUGGAGAUGAUGUCUCGAGGCUGGAAGUACUUCGGGGGGAACUUCUAUUACUUUUCACACACCCCAAAGUCCUGGUACAGCGCAGAACAGUUUUGCAUUUCUAAGGAAGCUCAUCUGACCUCAGUGACCUCAGAAUCAGAGCAAGGCUGGGGUUAUACGGGUGCCAGGGAUUUGAACCCAGAGCCUCAUGCUUGA